AUGGCCGCCUCCAAGACCCCCCAGAUCACCGUUCUCGGCUCCCUCAAUAUCGACCUGACCUCCUAUGUCCCCCACCACCCCUUGCCGGGCGAGACCCUCACGUCCAACUCUGUUGUCAUCUCGCCGGGAGGAAAGGGCGCGAACCAGGCCGUCGCCUGCGCCAAGCUCUCCCGUUCCCGCGAAUACCCCAACGAUGCCGCCUCCGAAUCCGCCUCCGUCUCCAUGAUCGGCGCCGUCGGCAGCGACUCGUACGGCGAUCUCCUCCUCAAGAACCUCGGCGAGCACGGCGUCCGCACCGACCGCAUCGCCGUCGGCAGCGACCUCAAGACCGGCAUGGCCAUCAUCGUCGUCGACGAGCCUACCGGCCAGAACCGCAUCAUCCUCGCCCCCGAGGCAAACCACGCCGUCACCCCCGACAAGUUCGGCUCCCUCCCCCAGACCCUCGACCCGAAGCCCGACCUGCUGGUGAUGCAGCUCGAGGUGCCCCUUGAGACUGUCCUCGCCGCCCUCCGCUCCGCAAAAGCCGCCUCCGUCCCCGUCCUCCUCAACCCCGCCCCGGCACAGCGUCUCCCCGACGAGGCCUACGACGGGCUCGCCCAUCUCGUCGUCAACGAGACCGAGGCCGCCAUCCUCUCCGGCUGCGACGAGUCCGAGCUCGACACCCCCGAGGGCCUCGAGCGCGUCGGCAAGUGGUUCAUGGCAAAAAAGGUCAGCAACGUCAUCAUCACCCUUGGCGGCCGUGGCGUCUACUACGCCAACAAGGAGGGUGCCGCCGAGCUCAUUGCCGCCCAAAAAGUCAAGGUCGUCGAUACCACCGCCGCUGGCGACACCUUUGUCGGCUCCUACUGCGUCGCCGCCGUCACCGCCCAGGCCAAGGGCGAAGAUUUUGACAUUUCCUCGGCCAUCAAGAGCGCCAACAACGCGGCGGCCAAGACCGUCGAGCGCAAGGGCGCGCAGACCUCUAUUCCGUGGAGGGAUGAGCUGCAGUAA
Messenger RNA from Colletotrichum orchidophilum, 990 nucleotides. RefSeq names its product ribokinase. Gene Ontology annotation, biological process: D-ribose metabolic process. Bases 1 to 990 code for a protein of 329 amino acids. The transcript has a single exon. Lineage: Eukaryota; Fungi; Ascomycota; Sordariomycetes; Glomerellales; Glomerellaceae. The record is from RefSeq and is a predicted model, not a curated record. Gene Ontology annotation, molecular function: ribokinase activity.